AAACUGGUAUUAAGAGAUAGCUCGAUUGGAAUAUAUUUUAACAUAAUGAGAAAAAUUUUAAUUUUCAUCACAUAAAAAGUAUAAGUUGAAAAUCAGUCUAUUUAAUAUUUUAUAGAAUUGUACAAAGUUAACUUUUAAUAUAAAGUUUUAUGGGCAUAUUUUACUUAUGAUAUAGGUUAUAAUUAAAUAGGUCGCCUAAAUUUCAAAAAUCACAUAUUUAAUUUAAUUUAUAAUACGUUCCAUGAAUAUGGACGAAGAUAAACUUAAAUGUGUUAAAACUAAGAAAGAAGGAAAGCUAACAUGGUCAGAAUUAAAAGGAGUUGUUAUCGAUUUACGUAGAAAAUUGUCUAGUCUUUCAUCUAUGGUGCCGACGUCAAUAUCGUUUCGACAAUUGCCAGAUGGUAGAACCAGAAUAUAUUUUUUGAGUACCCCACAAAAUAGUCGUGAAAGUACGUUAUUAUAUACAGAUGUUUCAAAUAACAGUCAAAGUGGUGGACAUAAAUUACAAUGGCAGCCCGUUAUUGAAGCAAAUUUUCCUAGUUUGCCAUCAGGAAAUAAGUAUUCACGAGAAGAACAAUUACUGUGGGAACGUAAACGAUUAGCUACUUGGGGUAUUACAUCUUAUGAAUUACAUAGUGCCUCAGGAAAAUUGAUUUUUCCUGCUGCAAGUAGUUUGUUCCAAUGUCGUGAUACAGGAUAUGCGGUGGGCCCUUUAUUUCCAACGGAAAUUCGAACAAGUUCAACAGGUGCAAAAUUAAGUCCUCAAAUUUGUCCAACUAAUCCAGAUUUGGUUGCAUACGUGUGUAACAAUGAUAUAUGGGUAUCACAUACUAUUUCAGGAUUUACAAAACGUGUUACGUUCGCUCAUAAAGGUGGUAGAAAUUUAGCUGAUGAUCCUUUAUCAGCAGGCGUUCCAUCUUAUGUAAUGCAAGAAGAAUUUAGUCGAUAUCAAGGAUAUUGGUGGCAACCAGUUUCUUCUGACGAUACGUAUCGGAUUGUUUAUGAAGAAGUUGACGAUAGUGAUGUAGAAAUUUUUUGUUUUCCAUCCUCUCAUACAAAUGAUGGUGAAGUUGAAGAGUUUCGUUUUCCUCGAGCUGGUGCAGCAAAUUCAAAAUCAAAUUUAAAAAUGAUACAAUUUCAAUUAAAUAGUAGUUUACAAAUUGUAAAUGUAGCAAUAUUAGAAUUACAAUUUACAUUAGCUAUGCUAUUUCCUUGGAUGGAAUAUCUUGUUCGAGUGGGAUGGACUGUUGACGGAAAAUAUGUAUGGACACAGUUACUGGAUCGAAAACAACAAAGAUUAGACCUCGUACUAAUAUCAAUUGAUAAUUUUGCGGAACCACCUCCAAACUUUUAUGAUGGUAUUAGUCGCAUACCAAAUGGACCAAAUCCAAUUGUUCAAGUAAUACUUAGCCAGCAAUCAUUACUUUGGAUUAACAUUCAUGAUGUAUUAUAUUUUUUACCAUCUUCUGAUCCAAAUGAAGUGAAAUUUAUUUGGGCAUCUGAAGAAUCUGGCUACAGACAUUUAUAUUUAAUUACAUCACAUGUAGCGAGUGUAAAUAAUGGUAGUAUUAGUGAAGAUUUAGCACCAAUGGAUUGUAUGUAUUUACAACCAAAAGUGUUACAACGUUUAGCAUUGACAGCCGGUGAAUGGGAGGUUGUUGGGCGACCGGUAUGGGUGGAUGUUGAACAUGAAUUAGUGUAUUUUCUUGCUUUACGUGAAAGUCCAUUAGAAAAGCAUUUAUAUGUGGUAUCAUUACGACGACCUGGUGAAAUACGAUUGUUAACGCGACCAGGAUUCUCGUAUAGUGUAGAUUUUAAUAAAGAUUGUACAAUAUUAGUAACAGUAUAUAGCAAUAUUCGAAAGUUACCAGCUUGUCAAAUAUUUCGUGUAACACAUCACGAUUGGACUGUGGAAGGUGUUAAUUUAACACCAAUUGGAUAUCUUUUAGAAUCGUCAACACCAGAAGAUGAAGCAUUAUGUCCAGAUUUAUAUACGCAUAAGAUAUCAACUGGUCAUUUAUUAUACGCAAUGGUAUUUAAACCACAUAAUUUUAAGCCAGAUAAAAAGUAUCCAACAGUAUUACAUGUAUAUGGUGGUCCAGAAGUUCAAUUAGUUUCAAAUACAUUUAAAGGAAUGCGUCAAUUAAGAAUGCAUAUGUUAGCUGCUCAAGGAUAUUGUGUAGUUGCAAUAGAUUCACGUGGUUCACAACAUAGAGGACAAUUAUUUGAAAGUUAUUUACGAUGUAAAAUGGGAACAGUUGAAUUAGAUGAUCAAGUUGAAGUAUUACAAAGACUUGCCUGCAAUUUAAAGUAUAUAGAUAUGAAUCGAGUGGCAAUACAUGGAUGGUCUUAUGGUGGUUAUCUUAGUUUAAUGGGUCUUAUUCAUUAUCAAAAUAUAUUUAAAGUUGCAAUUGCCGGUGCUCCUGUUACUAGUUGGUCGUUGUACGACACUGGUUAUACAGAAAGAUAUAUGGAUCUUCCAGAUCAUAAUCAGCAGGGGUAUACUGCUGGUUCUGUUUUAAAUCACGUACAUAAAUUUCCUGAUGAGGAAAAUCGUUUAUUAAUUAUUCAUGGUUUAAUCGAUGAAAACGUUCAUUUCUACCAUACAAGUCAAUUAAUAAGCAGCUUAGUAAAGGCCGGAAAACCGUAUCAACUGCAAGUAUAUCCAAAUGAACGACAUUCGCUACGACAUUUGGACGCUAGUAAACACUACGAAACAAUGUUACUAUCCUUUCUUCAAAAUUAUUUAUAACUGUUAUAUAACUAAUUAAGUCUUUCUAAUAUAUUCGUAAAUUGAUUUAUUUAAAUUAAAAAAGAAGUGUUCGUUGUACAUCGAAAUAAAACAAUUAAUAUCAACAACCAACCAACCAACAAAUUAAAUUCAAUAAAAUAAUAACCCGAUCAUCUUAGUCAAAAAAAAGUGAACAACCUCAGAAUCGAAUGUAAUCAGCUGAAUUUUUCUACAAACCUUUAUUUUGAUAGUACAAAUGUUGUCUCAAAAGUCACAUAUAGUCACGCGUGCGCCUUCUUAGAUAUUCAA
Messenger RNA from Chrysoperla carnea, 3040 nucleotides. Its product is annotated as dipeptidyl peptidase 9. Gene Ontology annotation, molecular function: serine-type peptidase activity; dipeptidyl-peptidase activity. The transcript is spliced from 8 exons. The coding region runs from base 242 to 2752 and encodes 836 amino acids. NCBI's taxonomy places the organism in Eukaryota, Metazoa, Arthropoda, Insecta, Neuroptera, Chrysopidae. The record is from RefSeq and is a predicted model, not a curated record. Gene Ontology annotation, biological process: proteolysis.